This is a messenger RNA of Cicer arietinum (chickpea), 1889 nucleotides long. The record is from RefSeq and is a predicted model, not a curated record. Lineage: Eukaryota; Viridiplantae; Streptophyta; Magnoliopsida; Fabales; Fabaceae.
AACAAAUAAUCACGACAAACACCUACAACUAGCACUUUUUUCCAAAAUCACGUUUGAACUAAGCUACUACCUCCUCCAAAAAGUCACGCACAUUCAACGCGUUGUUCUCAUUCCCGCGCGAUACAGCAACUAUCAGAAGAACCAACGUUGAAUCUCAAAUGGCACGACCAAAAACGAAGAAGGAACAGCGGGGAGUUGAAGAAGAAACAGAAACAACAAAUCCAGAAACCAUUCAACGAAAGAGACUGAAAUCGUUAGCAUUUUCAAACAACAUACUCUCAGAGACACAAGCUACAACCUCCAUUCAACUUAACCCUUCUUCCAUUGUUGCAAAACAUCAUGGCAAAGAUAUUAUCAAGAAAUCUCAGAGGAAGAGUAGUAGAUACCUUUUUUCGUUUCCUGGUUUAUUUGCUCCUAUUUCUGGUGGUAAAAUUGGUGAUCUUAUGGAUUUGGGAACUAAAAACCCUAUUCUCUACCUUGAUUUCCCUCAGGGACGAAUGAAGUUAUUUGGGACUAUCUUGUAUCCACAAAACAAAUACUUGAGUGUGAUGUGUGAGGAUUACUUUGAUAACAUGAUUGUAUUUUCGGAUGCGUGGUGGAUUGGGAGGAAAGAUGAGAAUCCAGAAGAAGUUAAAUUGGAAUUUCCUAAGGAAUUGUAUGAGGGACAAGAAGCUGAAUGUGACUUUAAAGGAGGUGCAGGUGCAGGAGUAGCUUCUGUAGUUAAUCAAGGUGUUCCCAAAACCAAGAUAAAACGUGUAGAGCAAGAAUCGCCAAAGACACCUAUUGAAGAAGAUUUAUCAGACAGUGAAAUUGACUUAAAAGACACGAAGGAAUUGGUUCCAGUUCGCCAAUCAGCGAGAACUGUAAAAAAAUCAUACAAAUUUGCUGAAAUUUCUUCUGGCGAUGAUACUGGUAAAAGCAGCCCUGAACUUUCUGAACACGAAGAAAAAGCAGUAGAAGUUGAUACUGAUGUAAAUGUUCAUAAUAGUUCAAAGAAAGAAACUGUAGUUAUUGACAUUGACUAUGAGGACGGUGCUCCAAAAGAUCAACUUCCCAUGGAGAAUAAAGAAUCUGCUUCAGGGUCUAAAUCUAAAAAAGGUUCACUUGUUCAAGCUACUAUAUCCUCAUUAUUCAAGAAAGUGGAAGAAAAGGCUUCAAGCUCUUCAAGGAAAUCUUCAUCGGCAAAAGCCUCUGGCCAGAAGUUGCAGCCUGCUGGUUCGAAAAGAAAGAUUGUCGUGGAUGAAGGAUCCAGGAAAAGGACAAGAACGAUUAAGGACAAAGAUCCUGGUGAAAAAAUCAAGGCGAAAAGCAAGGAAAGUGAGGUUGAAGAUGAUGAUGAUGACAUUGAAGAAUUUUCAAAUGCUUCAGAGGAUUCUAAUGGAAGUGACGAAGACUGGACUGCUUGAGAAUGUGAUCCGAGUUGGAGCUACUAAGCACAGAGAUGAUAAGCGGCUAGGUCAUAUUAGUGUGAAGAGUGACCCUUUGACUGGUUUCAUGAACCGGAUGACUAAAUCCUAAACCCUAAAUCCUAGAUGAAUUGUGAUGACGGUGGUGUAGAUGAACCAUGAUGACUAAGCUUUGCGUGCACAUAACCUUGGUUUCAUGGUGGGGAAAGAAUGAAAUUUGUUCAGUGAUUACCAAAAUCAAUAUUUAAAGUUAUUGAUGAUGGUUCAGUUGAUUUAAUAAUAUACUCUCAAUUAUCUUGUGAAGAAUCACAUCCACACUAAAGAAGCAUGCUUUCAAGGACAUGAAAAAAGGUUUGAUUAAUAUUAAAAUGUUCUCGCACUUUGAUAAAACAAAUGAACUAGCUUCCUUGGUUGUUUUAAGACUUGAGGCAGAAAUCAAAUGGUUUAAAAUUGAUGUUCGACAAUCCAAAAGCAUUUAGAUGA